This is a messenger RNA of Xiphias gladius (swordfish), 11375 nucleotides long. Its product is annotated as thyroid hormone receptor alpha. Lineage: Eukaryota; Metazoa; Chordata; Actinopteri; Istiophoriformes; Xiphiidae. The transcript has 13 exons. Gene Ontology annotation, biological process: retinoic acid receptor signaling pathway; negative regulation of transcription by RNA polymerase II; positive regulation of transcription by RNA polymerase II. The coding region runs from base 2176 to 3426 and encodes 416 amino acids. The record is from RefSeq and is a predicted model, not a curated record. Gene Ontology annotation, molecular function: zinc ion binding; RNA polymerase II cis-regulatory region sequence-specific DNA binding; nuclear receptor activity.
GGCGGCGGCUCCGCUCCUCCUGACCCGCAUUCACCCGUGCUGUUAAGGCAGGGGGAGGACCGAGCACGGGAGGGUAAUAAACGCCGCGGCGCUCCCCUGCAGACCGUGGCCAUGGCUUUGGGUGUCCCGGGCAGACACGGCGCCCCCGUCUCCACGCACCUGGUAGCGGACUGAAGAGGGGCCACCGCCGGGGGAGGCGCUAGCUGCGCCGCUUGACACGAGCUGUACUUUCAGAUUUCCUGGGUUACAGCUGGUGACCGGGGGUGAGCAACAGAGCAGUGUGCCCAGAUGGUAGGAAGGAAAAGCAAAGUCCUGCACAGCACGCCGACGGUAAAGGUUCCUCUACCUCAACGCCUGCAUCGCGCCAGUUCAACGUGCAUGUCCCGAGAGGCGGGCGAGGAGGAAAACUCUCCCGCGGCCGUAACUGGCUGUAAGACUGGAAGGAGUAUCUGCCCCCGGAGAGCGGGAACCAGGCCUACACAAAUGACACGGGAAGCGCUCUCUCAGCUCCCGUCGGUCACAGGUGUUUUCCCCCAGUAACCCGAGUUUCUCGACUGGAAAGCAACUGUACAUCUUAUUUCGAUGAAGACACUCUGCCAUCAGGUGACUGCGUCAAUGAAGAAGACUGGCCUCCGUCUUCAUAGCACCAGGUGAAGCCCCUGAAGAAACCUACUUGUACGUGUUAAGAGGCAGAGCCAAGCAUCGACUUUUUCAAAUGGAGACUGGCAAACCACCAGCAUUCUUUUUUUUCAAAGACAUAAGAUAGAAAAAUAUACUCAAGAUUGAUACAGCACAGCUUUACCUCCCACCAUCCUCUCCUCUUUCUCUGGUCUAAUCAGAGAAAACCUCUUCAGCUGUCUACCUCCCAGAGAACUAGAAAAAAAGAAAUAGAAACCGUAAUUUAUUAUUUGUUAUCAGUUGCUCUUUUACUUCUCUUUGUGCAACAUUUCUGCAUUUACCUCAGGGAUUUUCUCCCACUACCUACCUCCUCCACUGAAACAGCCAACCCAGUGACUGGAAGACAGAGCAAAAACACACCUGUGACCUCUCACUGCUGUUACCGUGACAACCUGUAUUGCCUCUCAAGCUCUCCCCACUGCAACCGUGACGACCAGCAAUGACCUUGGACCUCUUACCACCUGCCAGCUCAGAGCUGCUCACUGCCUAAAUUGUACUGAUCCACACUUGUAGCCUGGACCUUGGGCUAGUUAUUACUGAAAGGAAAAGGGUCAUAUUGCCAGAAAGGCAGCUAAAGACUCUCACUCGACUCACCCCUCUAUAUGAUAUACCUGGCAACUAUUUACCUCAGUAGACACACCUUUUAGAUAGACACUCAGUCAAGGGAACUUUUCAGUGACAGCGUUCACUCUCCUGACGCUGAGUCUUGCCCAGCAGGUAACACAUGCUAAAUAGCCUGGCGCUUCAAUCUAACCCGUAGCCAACUCACUCCAGCAUCUUCCAUUUGCCUUGGAGGCAGGACUAUAGCAACAGUAGCCAGGGAGGCCUCCAGAGAAGCAGAGAGAGAGACUCAGGAGUACAACCUGUCACGCAACUUCACUUCAUUUGCUUCUCAGCAAAGUCGCCAUCAUUCAUGAGCCUCGUGCUAUGAGCAGUAGCAUAAAUCAGCAUUUGCCCUAGAGCCCUUCAGAGAUCACAGAAGAGACUCAGAAGUUCCCCUUGCUUUGAGCUUCCUCUUCACCCUGUGAAACCUCUAAAGAAGUAAAGCUACCCAUGGAGCAGGAGAAGUUCUGGGAUCGUCAUCAGCUUCUCUUGCUCAGGAGGUAAAACCACAAAGGAUAGAAAAACCUCCUGGCAGAUUUAACUCCGAUUACUACAAACCUUGGAAAAGUAAAAGGAGUAAACACAGAGAAGAUCCAUAUUGUGUGACAGUGAAGAGAAGAAGACAGAAAAAAGCAUAAAGUAAAGAGAAGAAUGCAGCGAUGAUACAGAGUGGAGACAGACGGGGUAUUAAGAGACAUGGAAGGAGCACAGUGCAGUAAAGCUUUCCAUUGCUCCCACUGACAUCCGGCCCACCAUGCUCCUCCCAGCCAAUCCCUGCCCAGAUUCUCAGAUGGCUGUCUAUUGAAGGGGCCGCCAGCGAAUGCUGAGCAGGCGGGCAAGGUCAGGGUCCGCCUCAUUGUCCUCUGAUUGGCCACUGGGUGGUACUGAGGUUGAAUGGAGCCAAUGUCCAUCAAGCAGGAUAGCAACUCCUCAGAGGGGGACGAGAAAGGGUGGCCAGAUGUGCCAAAGAGAAAGAGGAAGAACAGCCAGUGUUCGGUGAAGAGUAUGUCUGCUCUUAGCGUCUCUGUUCCAGGGUACAUCCCUAGCUACCUGGAGAAGGAUGAGCCAUGUGUGGUGUGCGGGGACAAGGCGACUGGCUACCACUACCGCUGCAUCACCUGCGAGGGUUGCAAGGGUUUCUUCCGCAGGACCAUCCAGAAGAACCUCCAUCCAUCUUACUCCUGUAAAUAUGAAGGCUGCUGCAUCAUUGACAAGAUCACCCGCAACCAGUGCCAGCUGUGCCGUUUUAAGAAGUGCAUCUCUGUGGGCAUGGCCAUGGACUUGGUGUUAGACGAGACGAAGCGUGUGGCCAAGCGGCGUCUGAUUGAAGAGAAUCGAGAGAAAAGGAAGAGGGAGGAGAUGGUGCGUACGCUGCAAGUGAGGCCAGAGCCCAACACCGCAGAGUGGGAGCUGAUCAGGAUGGCAACUGAGGCUCACCGGCACACCAAUGCCCAGGGCUCCAGCUGGAAACAGAAGCGCAAGUUCCUGUCAGAUGAUAUCGGCCAGGGUCCUAUGGUUCCCACCUCUGACGGCGAUAAAGUGGACCUUGAAGCCUUCAGCGAGUUCACCAAGAUCAUGACCCCCGCCAUAACGCGUGUCGUCGACUUUGCCAAGAAAUUGCCCAUGUUCUCAGAGCUGCCUUGUGAAGACCAGAUCAUCUUGCUGAAGGGCUGCUGCAUGGAGAUCAUGUCGCUGCGCGCUGCUGUACGCUACGAUCCAGACAGCGAGACGCUGACGCUAAACGGCGAGAUGGCGGUGAAACGUGAGCAGCUGAAAAACGGCGGGUUGGGCGUGGUGUCGGACGCCAUCUUUGAUUUGGGCAAGAGCCUGGCUCAGUUUAACCUGGAUGACUCGGAGGUUGCACUUAUGCAGGCCGUGCUGCUCAUGAGCUCAGACCGUUCAGGGCUGACCAGUGUGGAGAAAAUCGAGCAGUGCCAGGAAGCCUACCUGCUGGCGUUCGAGCACUACAUCAACUACCGCAAGCACAACAUUCCCCACUUCUGGCCCAAGCUGCUGAUGAAGGUGACGGACCUGCGCAUGAUCGGGGCUUGCCACGCCAGCCGCUUCCUCCACAUGAAGGUGGAGUGUCCCAACGAACUCUUUCCGCCGCUCUUCCUGGAGGUCUUUGAGGACCAGGAAGUGUAACUUUACAGCACCCACUAAAAGCAGCCCGGACGCAGAAGGCAAGAAUUUUGGGGUGGCUUUGGUGGCAGAGGAGGUGUGUUGGACGGACGAGUGGAGAAUAAAAAACAGAAUUUUUCUUUUUUUUUCAUCAGUGGGAUCAUGCCCUGUAAACUUGGUUGUUUUUUUGCUUUUGUUUUUUUGUCCCUUUUUUUUAUCAAAUACCCACAAGACCAACCACCUGCCACCAGCAAACACACACAUCGACAUCACCAGAGAGAAACACACUGACAAUCUCACUCUGCUCUUUGUCUGAGGUACACACACACACACACACACACACACACACAGAGUAGCACAUUGUGAACAUCUAUAGAUAAUCACAGAUUUAAAUUCCAAACAUACUGCUGGGAACGUACAGUAUAUCUAUAUGCAAACGCAAAUCUCAUCAAUUAACUCCUCUUGCACCUGUAAGGACAAACAGCUGCACUCUGCUCCUGCAACUAAUGCAAACUGAGGAGCUUGGUUACGGCUCUACUCCCUCCACAACCACCUCUCACCUCUGAAAAGUGUCGUUUUUUUACCUCUGCAGACAGCCCCCACCCCUUCCACACACCCACCUCCCUUGCAUCUCUUUAAGUGUAAUGGCGACCGACCUCCAUCUGCGCGUGCAGUCCUCCCCUCAGUCGGCUGAGGCCCUGUGAGUGUUUGUCAACCUACCUCCCUCACGUACUGACCUCUCUAUCUGUCUCUGUCUCGACUACACACACACACACACACACACACACUUACAAAGAAUACGUGCACAAAACGCACCCCUGUACUUUUACCUCAUACCGUGUAAAGUGGUUUUCCUCAUUUAUUGUGUGGGCAGUGGUAGUCUAAUGAGAAACCACGCUCACUUUUCCAUUUAACUCUGCUAACGUUACAAGUUACAGUGGGGACACUUUGUAUUAAGUCCUUAUCCAUAAUGUAUUAUUUACACACACUUACCUGUGUGACACAGCAGUUGCUGUGUGCAUAACCAUGCCUUAUAUAUGAAACAUUAUAGGUGUGUUAAUAAUAAAUUUGAGCUUAUAAGAUGGUAUGAACAUCAUGAUGCUUUCUGUGAACAUACUGAGUAGGGAGUGUGAUUAUGGAGGUCCUUAUCUGGGUGUUUUGAUAUCUAGGAGUUUUGGAGCUUUGUGUCAUUAUAUAUUAAGUUCUUGUUUGUUGCUUCAGCAAGAGUUCGACAUUUCAACGUCAGCAUUUCGACAUUUGUGAAAAUACGUGUAUUCACUGUCUUGCCGAGAGUAGCCAGCAGCCAGUUAGGUUUGCUUGGCUAAAAAAGGGGGGUUGGAUUUUGUUACCUUUGCUACCGGUCUUUGUGCUAAGCUAUGCUAAUGUCUUCUGGCUAUGAGAGCUGUAUCAGUCUUCUCAUCGAACUCUCGGCAGGAAAGCAAAUAAGCAUAUUUUCCAAAAUGUCAAACGUGUCCAGAGGAAUAUAUUUCAACCACUCUUAGGUUAGUCGCUAUUAAGUCUCCCCUGAGGAUGAAUUGUCGUGUCUUUUGAUCCGGGCAAAAUGUCAGUUUCUCCAAUAUUUACUCCAGUACUGGUUUAUGACAAAACUCAUUUCCAUCAGCCUCGGCCGCGCUUAGUGUUUGGAACCAAUUGGCUAAUGUUAGCAUGCUAAGACAAACACAGUAAUCUAAACAUGGUGGACAUUGCAAACUACCUGCUAAACGAGCCAAAGUUAAGUUAAAACAAGUUCAAGUCAAAAUCCGUAUUUUCAUAUUAACAUUAGAUCACGUAACUACUUGCAUGUAAAAGGGGUCACUUGUAGGGAUAAUGCCAGAUGUUGGUAGAGACCAAUUCAGAGCUAAGAAAAGAGUGAUAAUUGAACCUACAUUUCCGAGUGCCCAAAAUCAUUACUAUCAACAAAUACAAAUGUUGUUAAGUAAAAGCUGGUGUGUAAGUAGACAACUGUUUGCAAGUGGCCAACAAAUCAGUUACUGCAGGAUUAAAAUUGCUAUUGUUAGCAUGAUAGCAUUUACUUCUGUGACUUUGUGUCGGGAUAGUCAAUAAUCAAUGUGUUUUACUAUAUAUAUAUAUGUAUGGAUACCCUUACUUUACUUGCAGUAGACUGUGACAGUUAAGAACAUUCCUCAUUCAGUAUGUUUAUAGAAAGCAGUCUUUAACUCAUUCAUGCAAAAGUGAGACUUGAACCUAGAAAAAUAAUAGGUGUUGUAUUGUUACGAUACACUAUGAGAAUUUUCAAAGUCAAGUGUUUUGUAGCUAUAGGCUACGAAGACAGUGUUUCCUUUACUUUCAUUUUACAGUGUCACCCACUGUACUUUAAAAAAAAUAGUUAAGUAAAUUCAUUAAAUUCAUAAAACUUCUAACUAAUUAUAAAAUCAUAAUACAUGACUUGAAAAAACGGAAAAACUGCAUCACGUUACUCAAACACUGACAAGUGAUGUAGGAUACGCUAUACUGCUCACAUACAGUAUAUGGAAAUAUAUAUAUGAAUAUUAUACUGUCACGAGAGAAAAGAAUAUAUGAAUCUAGAAUACCUCUCCGACACAUACCUCUUGUUUUCAUUACCUCACGCACACACACAUACAUAUUACACACACUCAUUCAGUUGUUUUUGAUGUAUUACCUCAGUUGUUUGUUGCUCAUCUCUUCCUCCUCCUAAAUAACCACUGGGCUGCACCACACUUCCUGCCUCCAUGUGUCUUCUCAUUGGAGCCCUGCCCUGUUAAUUGCACUGUAGCCCCGCCUCCUCACUUCCCUGCUGUCUCGUAAUAGGCUCAGUGCAGGCACGUGGUGGUGGUGGGAGGAGAUGUUGUCACAUACCUCUGCAGGCCUCCCCAGUCCCGCCAGAAACCGGCAGAUUCUACCUCACCUCUCAUCUUAGUGCCCAUCAUCAUCUCCAGCUGUAAAGAUCAUCCCCUCUGUCUGCAACACUAACGUGCAUGCACGCGCACACACACAUACACAUAUAUGUGUUAUAUAUAUAUAUAUAUAUAUAUAUAUAUGUGUGUGUGUGUGUGUGCGUGUGUGUACAUGUAUAUGAGUUGCCCGUGAGCGUGCUGCUCCACCAACAGCAGUGUCCGGCACGUCUUUUAAACGGGCCAUGGAUCAACACUUGACUACUGACGUGGCAGACUCUGUCAUUUUUGCCCCUUUUUCACUUUUUUUCAUCACACACCUCAUGUGACCAGCAGUCCCUUUGGAUUCGGUGUCUGUUUAGGAACCUGAAAUGACAAAGAAGGCGGCGUUGGACUUGUGACAUAGCAGUGUGCAGAUUGAACUUUAACAAAACUGUCAGGGGACAGCAACGGCUAGAAGCUGGGACUCAGGUGGAAGCCAUUUUGGCCCGAUUCGGUCGAGCUGACGCGCUAUGUGGGUGGUGACUGGGAGGUUGACGAACGUCAAGUGAGUCGGCAGUGUUGGCCUGUGGAUACGGUCGCAUCCCGGCCGAGGGGAGAGAGAAACGGCGAGCAAGCAGCUGCGGUGGGUAGCGAUGCGACUCAGGCAAGGCCAAUAGCCAACCACUACACAAAAAUGGACCCGUCUCCUCGCAUCUACAGUACGUCUUCAGAUCCCUCCCUCGCCGUCGCAGCAGAAAUGGACACCAAGCCAUUUAAAAGACUUUCUGAGCGACUGUCCUAUCCCAGAGACUUACAAUAUGAAUUGAACACUGCUGAAAUAAACUCCACCAACCGUAUCCCAACUUGCCAUCCACUACAAAUAACUAUCAGGUUUUUUUCUGUUGCACUAAAACCACAAUGUCUGUAUCCCUUUGUAGCCCUGAGCCCUGCCUUCAGCCCCUCCCCCCACAUCUUUCCUGUUCCUGCCUGUCUUUACCAGUCUUAAUAAUAUUCUCUCAAAUAUGUCUCUCACACACACACACACACACACACACACACACACGCACAUAGAAACACACACGGUCCAUUAUCUCAUCUCUUGAUUACCUGUUGAAACCAAUAAGGACUGUGACGUGGCCUUUAGCUGCCACCAUUCUCAGUGUUACUAAACUAUGUUGCAGGGUAUUUUGAAUAGAACCGUAAGCGCUGAUUAUACAGGGAUAUAAACGCACACAGCAGCAGCAGCAGCACACACACACACACACACGCAGCAAUAGGUCGAUCAAGCAGUACAGUUUCCAACCCACCGUGUCCAGGUCUGUUGUGUUUGUACUGUACUCCGCUUACUAUCACUGUGACUGACCGGGUCGUGGCUCAGACAAGGAACCGCUGGCACACGUUCAUGUGCCUCACAGAGGUCGGUAAUGCGAAUAUACACUAUACAGCAUAUAGAUAGCAUAUAUUUAUAGAUAUACAUAUAUAUAUAUAUAUACAUAAUUAUACCAUGGGAUCCAAAAGUCAGGGUACCGGGAAUUGGUCUGGGACUUUCGGACCCCACUGUAUAUAAACAUUACAGUUAUUGUAUGCGGCAUUAGAGUUAUCGGUGGCUGAAUUUAUGCUUCCAGCUCAAAUCAAAUCAUGAAUCAAAUCAUGAACCAGUCAUGUAGCAGAGGAUGCCAGAACUCAGUUUAGCCAGCUGUAUUAGUAUCUGUAAAAUCCUAUUUAUGAAUUGUUUUUAGCAGACGUGACAAUGUAUUACGAUGCGUGUUUGCCUUGUGGUGAUCACCAACUAACCUUCACAGUCUACCCACCUUUUGCAUACCUCUAGAAUACUGCAUAGAGCACAAGAAGCACCUUAAACAGAGAUAUGUUUGUCCUAUUUGGGGACUACAAAGAUGAGAUCACUUCUGGUCCACAUGGCUUCAUGAACUGAGAUUCAGAUUUGAGCUAGCAGCACAGCCUGUCUGUCUGUCUGUCUGUCUCUCUCUCUCGUUCUCUCUCAGCCAAAUGAUCACUGGAGAAAUCCUCCCCCUGUCCUUUAAAGAAAAACCACACCAGCACCACAGAGCACACUGCCUUCAGCCAUGAUCAGCUGCACCAGCAUAGCAGAGAGACAGACCAGUAGUCAGCGACCAUCCUCCUCACCAAAAAGCCAUUUUACCUGGACAUCAGUGAUAGCUAUCAUAACGCUAUGUUCAGACAGCAGGCAGACCCAGGUAGUUCUUUAAGCCUGAUCCAUUAGUAGUGUACAUUUUAAUUGGCUGGAUUGAAUGGUGGUUUGGUCCGUAUAUUCACUUGCUGUCUAAAAGGCCUUGGUUGUCGUAGGAGGCAACACACCCAGGCACACACGGCAAAUUAAUGGCACGGAGUGCUGUUUCUAACUUUUACGGCUUCAUUACCUCUGUGCACUGCGUUCAUGAGAGAAGAAGUUCUGAAACUUCCCUCUUCUAUUCCUAUAAGAUACAGUAUACUGUAUCUAAAUUCAUUAUAGAGAAAUGGAUUUGCUCUGCGUGUUUGGCAUGACCUGGGUGCUGGUACACAAGGUAAUUUUGCAGGCAAAGCCAAAUUGAAAUGCCUCCCAUUAAAAGAGCCACGGAGUCAAAAACCACUUUCUCUCGUGACAGUAAAGCACAGCAACAGCCGAGCCGCUUCAGCGUUGCUCACCUGUCACGUUCCACACUUCCGAGCCAAACUGCAAAACAAACCGGAAAAGUCUCCAUCGGAUGUGUACAGUGAACACAGAAUCUGAUCUUGAACACUGUUUUGUCUCUGAGAUUAAAGUUAGGGUCAGGAUACAUUUACAGUGGACUUAAAUGUGAACUUGAUGCUGGGCUCUGCCGCUGCAGCACGGCACAAGACUCCGGCAACCACUCUGAAGCAGUUCAACUCUCAUGCAAAGUGUGCUCCAUAAAUAAACCACUUCUACUGCUUUUAUUACUUACCCAGGGAACCAUCAUUUCUCUCCUCGUCUCUUCUCUCUCCCAGUCCUUCCAUCUCCGUUCCGUUCCCCAAACCUUUCCAUUCUGCUCUUUUGUUUUUUCUAUCUUCUCCCUGAUUUACAUCCCCAAACCCAGUCCCCUCUCUAUUUAUGUCCCUCUGUCCUCUUAGUCUGCACCUCCUCCUUCCCUCCCCAUUCACAAACUCACAGAAACCCACCCUAACUCAUACUAGCAGUCUUUGGUGGAGAAAGACGACAAUCCCUGCAGGAAUAUGUCCACAUGUGGAAUGUAAAAAAUACUGAAACUGUACGAUUAAAGACACGGUGUGAAGUCCCACACUCAUGUUGUUUUUGAUGUUGUUUGAUGUUGCUUUCGUUGUGCACCAAGUGUUCGUUGUUCUGCUUAUACUUGGGCGGAUGAGUUUGCAGGUGAGGUUAAAACCCCAAUCAUGUGACAGACAACUACUGACUAGUCCUUUUGUCUUUUUUUUCUUUUUCUUUUUUUUACAUAUAGUAUGGUUAUAAAAGACUUGUGGUGUGAGGACUAACAACCCUGAGCAAGCUAAAGCAAGACAUACGGUGACUUUUUUGGAUGAGGAAAAGCUGUUUCUAAUGAUUAUUCUUUGAUGUUGUUAUUAAUUUGCAUCUGAUUUUCUUGGUAGGUGAAUGUUUGUCUAUCUGUGCUGAUGCUUUGCUGUGAGAAAAUGGCUGUGUAUGCACUUUCAGACCAUCGUUGGUGCAGUGGUAGCUAGUGCUCAAACGUCACCCAAGGGUCAGAGUUCAGUUCACCUUCAGUUCAGCUAAUUGAAAAAUAAGAUCCGUAAAAUGGUCUGCUGCUCAUUUCUGGGAUAUGUAACCACAUAUAGCAUUUAAACAUAAAGUUGCCUUAUUGUGGUGUUAAAAUCUAUAAUGAAAAGUGUUACAUAUUCAUAGAUACAACAGGAAAGUAAUAUUUAGGAACAGGCCCAUUAGUCCCAUUACAAGUUCCUGCCAAGAGUUUUGGCACUUGAGCUGGCUUCGCAGUGUGUGUGUGUGUGCUAACACUGUAAUAUACGUAACCUUAUUACACCUGACUUGCAUUAUUCUGACUAUAACUUUUUAGUGACAUAAACUUUACACGGGCUUGCCAUGAUUUUUCAAAUAAUUACCAACUAAUAAUCAAGAUCUGAAGCCUACAUUUGGAUUUUCCCGCUUUUUUCGUCAGUUACCACCACCGCUGCCUGUUACGGGCUGGGAUUCUGGGCACAUACGCGAGUGCAUCCCCCCUUUUGAGCCUUAGAUUCAUCCUAAUUGAGCGAUGGUUAUCAUAACUUCCUCCAAAACACCAGUUUCUUUUUAAUCUAGCUUCUGGUUGCCGUUUGAGGACCCGCUAACUAGCUGAUAUCUCGACAACUUGUAUGUAAUACGUAAAGAAAACAAAUGACACUCACUGUCAUGAGGAGUUUGCUGUCUCGUCAGACGUAGGAUGCACUGCGUUUGGUAUUAGAUCAGGUGUUACUGAAUUAGGAGCUGAAUGUUUUCUUGUAUCUGUUCUCACAUUCGAGUAAUUAGCCUUUCAAAAACCAAGAUUUCUACACACAAUUUACAAACACUCACACGUGUUGAAGGUAUUCUAGGUCUGAUAGACAGUUUCCUCUUCACGCCUGCGCGCUCAUAAAUCCACAGCUAACAGCUAACUGGGUUUUCUUUAACUUUCGGCAUUGUGAUUAGCUCUGACUGAAUUAGUAACUAAAUAACUGAUUAGGACCUGAAUGUUACGUUCACACAUUCGAGCAAUUAGUAUUUCUACAAACAGGAUCAGGAACUCUCUACUUGUUAAAGAUGUUUUAGCUGUGAAAGACAACAUGUUGUAUCCUUUCAGUAGAAAGCCAACAGCAAAGUUUCUUCAACUUCUCAUAUUCACAGUUUUAAGGUAACGCUAGUCACCCAGAGGACAAGCCAACAUACUGUCUCCCAAACCUUUAGCAUGUACGUAUGUUAGCAUUGCUUAGAUCUAACACCUGUUUAAAUAUCUGUUCCCAUCCCAUAAUUUUUUUUCCUACAGUUCAUUUGCAAGGGAAUUUUUAAAUAAAAUAUCAAUCUAAGGUGAGAAAAAAAUUAAAACAUCUCCUCCUCUUCCUCCAAAAAAGUCAGACUAUCCUCCCUUCAGCAAAAAAAAGAUUACAUAAACCUCCCCCUUC